GUGCCGUACAAUGUGUUGGCAACACUUAUUGUUUUUUGUAGGUUUGACGUUUAUUGAAUUCGCUUUACCACACCGGUGUGUGGCCGAUAAUAUACAAACAUUAUUUUGUAGUUUGAAAUAUGGAGUCUGAAUUGGAUAUUAUAGAUUCGUUGAAUGCUUUAAAAUAUACCGGGAAAUGCACACAAAAUGAUGUUUUUACAAGUGCUUUGGAAACAGGCUUACGUAGCCCAGAAUUCCGUGAAAUUGUAAGCUGGUUAGCGCACGAAUUGCAUAUAUUGCGAAAAACUGAUGAACAAGUCUCACAGGAUGUCAAUGAUCCCAGUGAAUUUGCUAUGGAAUUGUCAUCAUUUCUUAAGGAACUCGGGUGCCCAUUUACACAAUUUGUUGCUGGUCCACUUUCAGAGCGUUUUGAGACGCGUGAAUCCCGUUUAGAGCUGUUGGAGUAUCUAAUAAAUGAAUUAAUGGCUGUAAAGAUGAUGUUUCACUUAUGUCCUGCAAAGGAGUCUUAUGUCAUUUCGAAAUUUGAAACAAAUACUGCACGUGCUUUAGAACAAUUAACACGCGAUUUGUGUUUAGGUAAACCACCAGAUAAUAUAUCACCAAAGGCGUUGUUUGAUAAAAUGAAGUUUAAAGUCGAGGAACAACUACGAAACGUGCAUCCUGAUGUUAUAAAUAAACCAUUACUAAGUAUGCAAAAAGAAUACACUGACGCACAGUGGAAGGAAUUAGCGAGAAUAAAUCAAGAUCUAGAAGCGGAAUAUAUAAUGCGUCGUCAAGUGCUUCUAACCCGACUUGAAGUAACAAUACAAAGUUUUCUAUGGUCAGAAAAAAUGAAAAAUUCUGAAAAUGAGAUUUCGAGUCGAUUUGAAAAGAAAAUGAAGGAAAUCGAAAAGUAUAAAACUGGUGGAGAUAAUACCAAUUUAAUAGCGCUAUUAGUUGCACGUUCAGACUUAGCUAUAAUUGAAAAAACCAGUUCAGCAAAUGUACGUAAAAAUACAGCUACAAAAAUACAAAAACAUAUUAUUGGCAGCGUGCCAGAUCGUGGAGGGCGAGCACACGAACAUGCACCACCUCCGCCAGAAAUGCCUUCUUGGCAGCAACAACGCUCUUCAGGUCCAGGCGGACGAGGUGGCGGUGGUGGUGGCAAUUUCCGUGGUGGUCGUGGAGGUGGCAACGCCGGUGGAAAUUUUGGCGGCGGUGGUGGUGGACGUGGUGGCAGCAACAAUUGGCAACAAUUUUCUGCACCACAGCAACAAAAUGAACCAAGACGUGAUUGGCUAAGUGGUAGUGGACGUGUGCAAGGAACGGGGUGGCAACAAAAUCAACGUUCUGAUUAUGAUCGUGGCGAUCGAGGCAGUGACAGAAGUUAUCAAAACGAUAAUGGCGGACGUGGUGGCAGCAACAGCUUUAGAGGACGGUCCAACUAUCACAGAGGCGGUGGUGGCGGUAAUCGCCGCUAAAAUAAUCUCAGUUCUUCGAUUCUUAAUAUAUGAUUCUUAAAUUUUUUUGCUAAAAACGUAAACGUAUAAUGUUUAGUAGUAAUAAAAAAAUACGAUAUUUAUUUAUUUUAUGUACGAGUUUGCAUGCGAUCAUUUGAAUUAUUUAGAACUUAAAUAAUAUAAUAAAUAUAUAUAUAUCUAGGUACGUGCUAUAUAAUACUUCUAUAAUAAAUUAAUUGUUUGUGUUCAUAAGCGAAAAUUAUUAAAAACAAU
Teleopsis dalmanni is the source of this 1712-nucleotide messenger RNA. Its product is annotated as protein FAM98B. The transcript has a single exon. The record is from RefSeq and is a predicted model, not a curated record. The coding region runs from base 120 to 1460 and encodes 446 amino acids. NCBI's taxonomy places the organism in Eukaryota, Metazoa, Arthropoda, Insecta, Diptera, Diopsidae. Gene Ontology annotation, cellular component: tRNA-splicing ligase complex.